Molecule: messenger RNA, 2200 nt
Organism: Balaenoptera musculus (blue whale)
Lineage: Eukaryota; Metazoa; Chordata; Mammalia; Artiodactyla; Balaenopteridae
Gene: P3H4
Product: prolyl 3-hydroxylase family member 4 (inactive)
Exons: 8
Coding region: 439-1773 (444 amino acids)
Biological process (GO): peptidyl-lysine hydroxylation; collagen fibril organization
Cellular component (GO): endoplasmic reticulum
Molecular function (GO): protein binding; collagen binding
Source: RefSeq, a predicted model, not a curated record
AGGACCGCUCUGAUGGAAGGAAGAGCAGAUUCCAGGGCUUGGGUAAAGUAGAGUGAGGUGGCACUUCCCUCAGUUUCUCUAUAUUAAGGUCCCGGGGGCGGGGGGAACUGUCUUUGUGUGGGAGGGGCUUUCUGGGCUCCGCAUCCCUGCGGGAAUUGUUCCUCCACCCUCUCACCAUCUGCCAAGGGGAGGACCCCCAAGGGCAGGAGGUCGGGGACUCAGGAUAGUGUUGGCUUUCUGAAAAGAGUGGAGACACAGCCCUCGGCCCCUCGGGGGAUCUGACUCAAACCACGACCCCGCCUCGCUGACCCCGGUGCCAGGCGCUAAGACCCAGCGUGCGCGCCGGCCAGUUCCGGGCCCCUGAGCCCGCCAGCCUGCCCGGCAGCUGGGCCGGGACGCCUGCUCGCGGAGGGGAGAGACAGCGGCGCGGAGGGGGCUAUGGCUCGGGCGGCGUGGGGGCUGCUGUGGCUGCUGCUGGGCAGCGCCGGGGCGCAGUACGAGAAGUACAGCUUCCGGGGCUUCCCGCCCGAGGACCUGAUGCCCCUGGCCGCGGCCUACGGGCACGCGCUGGAGCAGUACGAGGGCGAGAGCUGGCGCGAGAGCGCGCGCUACCUCGAGGCCGCGCUGCGGCUGCACCGGCUGCUGCGGGACAGCGAGGCCUUCUGCCACGCCAACUGCAGCGGCCCCGCGCCGCCCGCCGCCGCGCCCCCCGGGCCCGCUACCCCCGGCCCCGACGGCGGCGGCGGCGACGAGUGGGCCCGCGAGCUGCGACUCUUCGGCCACGUCCUGGAGCGCGCCGCCUGCCUGCGGCGCUGCAAGCGUUCGCUGCCCGCCUUCCAGGUGCCCUACCCGCCGCGCCAGCUGCUGCGCGACUUCCAGAGCCGCCUGCCCUACCAGUACCUGCACUACGCGCAGUUCAAGGCGAACCGGCUGGAGAAAGCGGUGGCCGCGGCCUACACCUUCCUUCAGAGGAACCCGAAGCACGAGCUCACCGCCAAGUAUCUCAACUACUAUCGCGGUCUGCUGGACGCCGCCGACGAGCCCCUCACGGACUUGGAGGCCCAGCCCUAUGAGGCCGUGUUCCUCCGGGCUGUGAAGCUCUACAACAGCGGAGAUUUCCGUAGCAGCACGGAGGACAUGGAGCGGGCCCUGGCCGAGUACAUGGCCGUCUUUGCCCGGUGUCUGGCUGGCUGCGAGGGCGCCCACGAGCAGGUGGACUUCAAGGACUUCUAUCCAGCCAUAGCAGAUCUCUUUGCAGAAUCCCUGCAGUGCAAGGUGGACUGUGAGGCCAACUUGACCCCCAACGUGGGCGGCUACUUCGUGGAGAAGUUCGUGGCCACCAUGUAUCACUACCUGCAGUUUGCCUACUACAAGUUGAACGACGUGCGCCAUGCUGCCCGCAGUGCCGCCAGCUACAUGCUCUUUGACCCCGAAGACAAUGUCAUGCAGCAAAACCUGGUGUACUAUCGCUUCCACAGGGCUCGCUGGGGCCUGGAGGAGGAGGACUUCCAGCCCAGGGAGGAGGCCAUGCUCUACCACAACCAGACAGCUGAGCUUCGGGAGCUGCUGGAGUUUGCGCACAUGUACCUGCAGUCAGAUGACGAGAUGGAGCUGAAGGAGACAGAACCGCCCACGGAGCCUGAGGAGCCCCCGUCUGAUGCUGAGUUUGAAGGGGAGGGCGACUACGAGGAGAGCAUCUAUGCUGACUGGUGGCAGGAGCCAGACGCCAAGGGUGACGAGGCUGAGGCCGAGCCGGAGCCUGAACUAGCAUAAGAAGAGGGCCCCUGGCACCCCUCAAGAGCUUAGGAAUCCCGGGCCCAGUGGCACCACCCCCACCAGCCUGGGCGGCAACAACAACUAUUUAUUAAACAUGUAAAUGGACAUAGCUGACCAGGCCCCAUCCUGUCCCAACUGUGAGCCCUGCUCCCCAGACCCCUCUUGCCUCGUCUCUGGGUCUCUGGACUAUCGGAUGAUGGUGCUGCAGCUGCUGACGGCCUGCCCUCCUCCCAGUGUCCUCCCCACCCAGUGGGGCAGUCUCCUGGAGGAGAAGAUGCUAGCUCUUCCUAGUUGGGGACUCAGCCUGAAUUGCAGACACAGCAGAGGGGCAGCUGGCAUCACGAAGAGCACUGGACCAGGAGUCCAGCUGUUCCUUGCACACUGGCAAUUGGUGCUCAAUAAACAUUUCUUGUUGAAUGAAUCA